GUUAAUUAAAUGAAAAUGUUUCGAGAGUAUUUUGAAAAUGAUAGUGACAUGCAAUAUUUAUUUGUUGGUUUUGUAAAUAAUGCUAACAAUGAUAAGUGAAAAUGAAAUAAGAGAAGGAAAAAAGUGGUUUAAAAAAGAAUCCCCACGUUCUACUUUGGCGUGAGAUAAUAAAGAUGGACAAACUUAUUGUUGGCGUGCUCAUGGUCAUGCAGGUUUUAGUCUCCCAGACACGUUGAAGAACAUCGCCCAUGGUGGAAGAGACUAAAUAGUAAAACUCUGCGUUAUAUUGUUAGAGCAAAUAAUUCUAAAGUGUUGAACGUGAAUGCUGAAGAGCGAGAUAUUAUGUUUAAUCGAAAAGUCUUUAUCAGGAUAAUCAGUGUGCUCCUAUGCAUUGCUGCUGUUGUGGCUCUUCGUGUAACCGAUGAUGAAAGCAGACGGCUGUCUCACUAUCUUCGAAAUUACAAUCGAGAGUGGUCACUAUUAAACAAUGUAACGUGGGGUAGCGUAGGUGCAGCUCUGGCGACAGUAACGUGCGGUGGUUACGUGAUAAUCACAAUGGGUCUAUUAUGUGCUGCUGCAACUGGGGAGCUUCAUGGAAAAAAAACGGAAUUUUUUCUCCUUGGACUUGGAGUUGUUCUUUUUGGGGUUGUCGGAGCACUGUCGCUGGCAUCCAUCGAAAACGUUUCACCUGAUUUAGUAGAUAAUGGCGCUGUACUUGGAGCUUUAUGCCUCAUGACUGCUCUAGUAUUCAUAACCGAUUUACUCAUGACAACGCCAGAACAAAGGCAAGAGAAGCAACAACCUGAUGAUACUCUACCUUACAAAGAGCCAGCCAACCCUAUGACAGCGCUUUCGAUGGAAAAAGAAACUGGACUCUCUAAAAAAAAUGGAAGCAUACAGCGUUUGCAUGAGCAUGGAGCAAGUGGUAACAUUAAUGAAGGUUUUGAUAAACAAUCCCCUAAAAAUCAUGAUAAUGGAAUUCAAUCAUCGGACACAAUACAUCGGUCGACAAUGUCUGACGUUGCUAUUUCACCCGAAUACACCAAUAGCUUUGAUGAAGAUAUUAAAUUUAUUGAUGCCGAGAGUCAAAUUAGAGAGGCUCAAAAUGAUAGUCGGCACUCAGAAAAUGCAGAUCGAUACAGACAAUUGGAUGGAGAAAUUACUGAGGUUUAUAAACAUGGAGCAAAAAAUGAGAGGAAUUUUUAUAAAGAACAGGAGCUUGUUAGCCGGCCAUCGGAUGAAGUUGAUACCCCACGAUUUCCAAUCAUGAGCGAUAAAUAUGAAGCUGCAUUUUCGAAAAUGAUCAAUCCUGGCGUCAAAAUUAUGACAAUUGCAAGGGACGUGGAUGUUAACUCCUAUAAUAAUCAUGGAAGGUAUUCAGAUUCAAGUCAAUAUGACAACGUUCCGACCCGCAUAGCUCCGGGAAUCCUGAAACACGAUCGAGAUCGUUACUACAAUAUUCCACGAGCUUUAGGUAAAAACCACCGUAGAGAUGAAAUCGAUGCGCUCGAGGAAUGGGUUGGUGUACUGCGAAAAUCAACAACUGGUACACAAACUAGAAAUAUACCAUCGUCUCCAACAGAACCGGGAUACGUUCGACAUACUGCCAAUAAUUGGCCUCGAGAAAUGCAAGGCAAACUUUCAGGAUCCACUAUACAAGGGGAAAGGAAUGAGGGCUAAUAUACGACAUCAUCGCCCAUCACUAAACAUUACAUAACAUUUUUUAUAGAAAUUUGACUAUUUUUCCAUUCAUCAUUGAUUGAAAUAUACACUUAUUAAUUUCUGAUACAUUGUAAAGAUAUAUAGUAGAUUUUUAUGCUUGAAAAUGUAAAAGAUUAUUCUUAAAAAUAUACUUCAACUUUUUGUGAUUAGUAUUCUUUCCAAGCUUUUGCAGGAUAAAUAUAUACUUAUGAUGUAAGA
Messenger RNA from Diachasmimorpha longicaudata, 1920 nucleotides. RefSeq lists its product as uncharacterized. The record is from RefSeq and is a predicted model, not a curated record. NCBI's taxonomy places the organism in Eukaryota, Metazoa, Arthropoda, Insecta, Hymenoptera, Braconidae. The transcript is spliced from 7 exons. The coding region runs from base 343 to 1680 and encodes 445 amino acids.